UGGAACAAAGAAGCUGCGCAGCACCAUCCGGCGGAGCACAGAGACAGGCAUCGCGGUGGAGAUGAGGAACCGGGUCACACGACAGGGCAGUAAGGACUCAACAGAUGGCAGCACCAACAGCAACAGCUCUGAUGGGACCUUCAUCUUCCCCCCCACUCGCCUCGGCCCUGAGAGCCAGUUCAGUGACUUCCUGGACGGUCUCGGUCCCGCUCAGAUAGUGGGGCGGCAGACAUUAGCCACACCGCCGAUGGGUGAUGUUUACAUCGGUGUGGUGGAUAGAGGGGGUCAGUUAGAGGUCGAGAUCACACAGGCCCGAGGUCUGACCCCUAAACCAGGCUCAAAGAACAUUCCAGCAACAUAUGUAAAGGUUUAUGUCCUGGAGAAUGGAAUGUGUCUCGCUAAGAAGAAAACCAAAGUGGUGAAGAAAACCCUGGAUCCAACCUUCCAGCAGUCCCUGAUGUUUGACGAGAGCCCGCAGGGGAAAGUGCUGCAGAAAAAGACCAUGGUUUUAUCAAACUUCCCCGCAGAGUACUUGGACCUGAAGGAAGUGUUCACCAAGGAGACAGCAGAACCCCGUCCACUCUUCGCAUCACACCAUCAGAUCAUCACUUACCUCUCUGCUCGCUUCCCCGCAGCUCCUGUGUCACCCUCUCCUGCUGCAACUCUUCACCGCACUUCGGAUCCUCCACUCACCUACCUCUUCCUGGACUGUGUUUCCCCGGCCAAGUAUCAUCUGUGUUUCCACCUUUAUGCCUGUCAGAAUGCGGCAGAAUGA
This is a messenger RNA of Carassius gibelio (silver crucian carp), 775 nucleotides long. RefSeq names its product regulating synaptic membrane exocytosis protein 3-like. Gene Ontology annotation, cellular component: presynaptic membrane; cytoskeleton of presynaptic active zone. The transcript has 7 exons. Gene Ontology annotation, molecular function: small GTPase binding; transmembrane transporter binding. The coding region runs from base 62 to 775 and encodes 237 amino acids. NCBI's taxonomy places the organism in Eukaryota, Metazoa, Chordata, Actinopteri, Cypriniformes, Cyprinidae. The record is from RefSeq and is a predicted model, not a curated record. Gene Ontology annotation, biological process: positive regulation of synaptic transmission; regulation of membrane potential; calcium ion-regulated exocytosis of neurotransmitter.